Lingula anatina is the source of this 3853-nucleotide messenger RNA. RefSeq names its product toll-like receptor 4. Gene Ontology annotation, biological process: signal transduction. Gene Ontology annotation, molecular function: signaling receptor activity; protein binding. NCBI's taxonomy places the organism in Eukaryota, Metazoa, Brachiopoda, Lingulata, Lingulida, Lingulidae. The record is from RefSeq and is a predicted model, not a curated record. Gene Ontology annotation, cellular component: plasma membrane.
GACUAUAAAAUUUGUAAAUUAAAAGGUUCUCAUGCGUCUAGGGUUCCGCAUUCUUCAUGUGCGUCUGAGAUGUUUUAUCUGUCGAAAAUGUAGAGAUGUAUUUUUACAAAUGUAAGAAAUUAUAUAUGUAGAUCGAAGCAAAGGGAGGUUACGACUAAAUAAUCAAUUAGAGUCGAUUCCUUAAAGUGAAAGGGACACCACGACAAUGCAGGCAGUGAAAAAAACAACUCUGUUCCUUGUGGGACUUUGGUGGAGCUUGAGCAACACUUUGGCUGCGACUGUGAACCAAACGCUGAAUACGUGCCCAUCACUUUGUCGGUGUCAAUAUAUUCCGGAAAAGCAGUUAAUUGUGAAUUGCUCAGGUAGCUCGAUCGCCGAUUCAUUUCUUGCUUUGCCACAAAAUACAACGAAUUUAGAUCUACGGCAUGCCGGAUUGAACGAAAUACGACCUUACGCCUUAAGUCAACUGAAAAGACUCAAAGUUCUUUAUGUGGGAGGGAAUAACAUAAAAGCGUUCAGUGAGUAUAGUUUCGCUGGUUUGGAGACCCUGGAAUACUUAGAUUUGUCCCCUAUCCCCUAUGAUGUGAACCUCGAUUAUACUCUGUUACCACCUGGCCUCUUCCAGGACUUGAUCAGCUUGAAAAUUCUUAAACUUAAUGAUAUGAACCGAUUUCAGCUCAUUCAGCAGGAUUACAUAGACCGUACAAUGGCUCCAUUACGGCAGCUGGAACAGCUUUUUCUUCCAUAUGUUCCACUAGGUGACCUGUCACUUGGUCCUGGUUACAGUAAUCUUACUUCGCUGAAAACUUUGGUCUUUAACGAAACUUUUUACUUUGCCUUUGCUACCGACUUGCAGUUAAAAGGACGUGCGUUUAUGUCACUGAAAGACUGUCCAAUAGAAAGGCUUGCAUUCAUUAACUGUGCCUUUAGCUCUGUGGAGCGUGACGUCAUGUCAUCUUUUCCAAAUCUCAAAAUACUAGACGUUGAGGGAAGUAUUUUUACUUCAACAGAAAAGUUGCAAGAUUUUAUAUGUGAUCUGAAUAAUACCAUGAUCGAGACGCUGCGUAUGAAUGAUAUGGUUGAUAUGCAUACAAAAUCUCCGUUCGAAUUUAGUAUUUCGGCAUCUACAUUUGAGUGUUUAAAACAUAAAACAGUCAGAAGUUUGGAGCUAAUCAAUAAUGAUAUUGUUGAAGUAAAAGAAAACAUUUUUCAAAAUCUCAAACACUUAGAAUACCUCGACUUGAGCUACAACAACAUAUUGUAUCAUCCCAAAAAUCAUCAUCCUUGGGUCGUUUCAUUAAUGGCAAAAAUUAGCAUAACAAAUUUGAAAUUCGUGAAGAUCGACAACAAUGUAAUCCACAAUAGAUCUCCAAAACCAAAAUGCGAAAUAACUCAUUCCUUCUGGGACGGACAUCCUGAGAUUUUGCUAACAACCACGAAAACCACGGAUCAAUCAGACACACCUAUCGCUGAAGAACUGUCUGCAAACAUAACCAUACCCUUACCUGUAAUCAAGAUGACUUUACCUAAACAACUGGAAUAUUUAUCACUAAAUUGGUGGGCGACUAUUAAAUAUGGCCCAUUUAACUGCGAUACUGUCAAUGGGAGCUUGUACUUCUACUCAAACAAUCUGCGUUCAUUGAGUGCCGUCGGUCUAAGGCUUCCAUAUGCUUGUUACACUCCGUAUGGACUACAUCGUUUGGAAUUCGUAGAUCUGUCUCAUAAUGUCUUGUAUUAUGUACCAAAGACUUUAUUUCAUGAUUUACCGGCAUUGAGAGAACUUUAUCUUAAAGACAAUAAAAUGGGAUCUCUCAUAGGUAAAGGUGGGCUUGACCCCUUGGACCUCCCUCGACUCCAAUACCUUGAUUUGUCACAGAACUCCAUCAGACUGAUACCAAAACAUUUCUUUGUCAAUCUCAUUUCCUUGAAAUGGCUUGACCUGAGCAACAAUGACAUAACGACUGUAUCUUUCAGUUGGAUGAACUUUGCAUUUAUUGAGUACAUGAACCUCAGUAACAACAAGCUGCACGCACUCUCCCCAGCAGAAUUGAAAUUCACUGACAGGGUAAACAAAAGCUCCAAUUUAGUAUUCAAUAUGUCGAACAAUCCCGUAGACUGCGCCAGUUGCGAUGGUGAAGAAUUCACUCGCUGGGUUAUCGAUUCAAAUAUAACAGUAUCUUUCUCUAACAACUCGACAUGUCAUGCGAAUGGCACCAAUUCAACCCUUAAUAUGACAUUGCAAAGACUCGAGAGGGAAUGUGACGUCAUUCCAAAAUCGGUCACAACCCUGAAUCACUGGCUUUCUCUUGGGAUAUCUCUGACCAUUACGGCCAGCGUGACCUGUGGGGUUGUACUAGCGUAUAUAUAUCGCUGGACAAUUCAAUAUCGCUUUUACCUUCUGCGCCGCCGGUUACGAAGACACGGGUUCGUCAAACCGCCACCUGGCCACGUGUACGUCUCAUACGAUGACGGUAAUUACCAGUGGGUAAUGAAUGAACUUUUACGUCAUCUAGAAGAGAACGAGCUUGACGUCAUCAUAGAUGAGAGGGAUUUCAUUGGUGGAGCAUCUCUUGCUGAAGCUAUCGUCGAAGCUGUAGAUAACAGCAGGAAGACAGUUCUCGUUCUAUCAGAAAACUUCGUGCUAAACUCGUGGUGUGAAUUUGAGUUUGAAAUGUCAUUGGCUCGUGGUUACAACACAGUGAUACCAGUCAUGUUUGAAACGGUGCCAUUUGGUGAUAUGACGAAAUCGCUUCGGAAAUUCAUUAAGGCAAAAGGCUAUAUAAAGUGGACAGGCAGCCAAGAAGGACAGCGUUUGUUUUGGAAACGUCUCAUGGAUGCCAUUUUUGAUGUAAAUAACCAAUAUGUGCAUGAUGCUGAAAAUGACGACGUCGAAAUGGAAUAACAGCUAAAAAUUCAGUAAUUUGCGGGAAAAAAAGAAACCAUAUGUUGCUUUGUUUGACAAUUAGAAAUAUUUUAUACCUAGGAAUGCUUAGACUAUACAUUUACCGGUAUAUUAUGUCUGAUGGACGCCAUUUUAGAAUUGGGUUAUUGGGUGUCGUAGAUGUUGAUUACUUCGACAUUUGGGAUUAGUAUAUCUUCUAAAUAUAUAUUAAACAUAGGGAGUGUUCCCAUAAUCCGUACUAGCUGGUUCGAUCUAACUUUGGGGGGACUCUCGAUAAAUUGCAUACGCGGCUUAAAUGUCUGGCACGGCUACCCAAGCUCCGAGAGGGUAAUUAAUGAUAGUCUAUUGCCCUCUUGGGGGUAUGCCAGACAAUUAAGUUGAUUACACUGAUAGCACUUUAGCGGGAAGCCCCGCAGAAUUAAAUCGAUCUGAUUUAUAGACUAUAAACUUUAUACCUUUUCAAUACCAAUUCGUGGUAGAGGUGAAAAUGAGCUGUAAGCUCAUUGUUUAGAGAGUUUAAAAUUACAUUUGAAGAGGGCACGGAUUUCCCCAUAUCUCAUAUGAAACACUUCAUAUGAACCACUUCUACUAGUUUCUUAUACUACUCAAAGUGAACUUGUAUUAAUCACUCUCUCAACCAUUAAAGAGCUGUAAAAUUGCACCUUUUUCAAAAUUUUGGUCUUAAAUAGACCUACAUGUACUUGCCUGUCCAUCCAGUUCGAGAAAGUCCCCCAAAAUGCAUUAGUAGGGUGCAUUACUGCUGCAUGUGCAGUUAAUUAAAUGGGCUACCAAAACGACCAACGAGGUCAACCUGACUGUCUUUGGCUUUUUUUUAGCCUGAAAAUUGUACAAAAUGUCAAUUAAGCUGAUAAAUGAGUCAAACAUUAGGAUUUAUUAUGUCGUAUGUUUUAUGUUUAUUAUUAUUGAAGAUUACAAUAAAAACCCAAAGGU